Molecule: messenger RNA, 3277 nt
Organism: Serinus canaria (Common canary)
Lineage: Eukaryota; Metazoa; Chordata; Aves; Passeriformes; Fringillidae
Gene: ESS2
Product: ess-2 splicing factor homolog
Exons: 10
Coding region: 59-1504 (481 amino acids)
Cellular component (GO): catalytic step 2 spliceosome
Source: RefSeq, a predicted model, not a curated record
ACUGCCCGUCGCGUUCGCGGUGGCGGAGGAGGAGGAGGAGCGGAGCGGUUCUGACGCCAUGGAGGCGAUACCGGUGCCCCCGGCCUCUCCCGCCGCUCUGGUGCCGGCUCCUGCCGCGGGCCCCGUCGCCGUGACGGGGAAGGAGGUGGUGUCGCCGGCCGCGAGGCACCCGAAGAAGAUCCUGGAUGAGGAGGCCUAUAUCGAGAGCUUAGAGAAGAUCAUCCAGCGAGACUUUUUUCCCGAUGUGGAGAAGCUGCGAGCACAGAAGGACUAUCUGGAGGCUGAGGAAAACGGCGACUUGGAGAAAAUGAGACAAAUUGCUAUCAAGUUUGGCUCUUCCUUGAACAAAUCGUCGCGGGACACACCUGCACCCUAUGUUACUCCAGCCACGUUUGAAACCCCAGAAGUGCAUCCAGGUGGCCUUCCAGUGGGACAUAAACCUAAAGCUGGCAUCAAGACUGCAGAGGAAGGAGAAGCAGAAAAGGAUGAGAAAGAUGCUCUUCCCAGCCUGGACACGUUCCUGGCCAAGCACACGAGUGAAGAUAAUGCUUCCUUUGAGCAGAUCAUGGAGGUGGCCAAGGAGAAGGAGAAGGUCAAGCACGCCUGGCUGUACAGCGCUGAGGAGGAGUACACCCGGCGACAGAAUGAAAACUUGGCACUUCCUUCAGCCGAGCAGCAAGCUCUGGAGAACGUGAAAGCUGGGCUGGAUACCUGGGAAUACACAGCUCGAAACACCCUCAUGUAUUAUCCCACAGGUGUACCUGAUGAGAGUGAAGUUUUUAAGAAGCCCAGGGAAGUUGUGCAUCGAAACACACGUUUUGUGAAGGACCCUUUUAGCCAAGCUGUGAGCAAAUCCCAGCUCCAACAAGCUGCAGCCCUAAAUGCUCAGUACAAACAGGGCAAAGUGGGGCCUGAUGGGAAAGAACUGAUACCCCAAGAUUCUCCAAAAGUGAAUGGGUAUGGAUUUGUGGCUACCCCCUCUCCUGCCCCAGGUGUGAAUGAGUCACCUUUUAUGACAUGGGGUGAAAUAGAAAGCACCCCUUUACGUCUGGAAGGGUCAGAAAGACCAUAUGUGGACAGAACACCUGGUCCAGCUUUCAAGAUCCUGGAGCCCGGACGCCGUGAGAGGUUAGGACUCAAGAUGGCCAAUGAAGUGGCAGCUAAAAACCGAGCAAAGAAGCAGGAGGCACUUCGAAAAGUGACAGAAAACCUGGCCAGCCUUACUCCAAAAGGACUAAGCCCAGCAAUGUCACCAGCUUUGCAAAGACUUGUAAACAGGACUGCAAGUAAAUACACCGACAAAGCCCUGCGAGCCAGCUACACUCCCUCCCCAGCCCACACAGGAACUCCUGGUUACAAGACCCCAGCCAGUGGACCUCAAACCCCCCAGAGCACCCCACAGUCUAGGACAGUAUCUCAGACACCAGUAUCUCAGGAUACUACAUCCAUCACGGACAAUUUGCUGCAGCUUCCCAAAAGAAGAAAGGCAUCUGAUUUCUUCUGAACAUUCCAGUCACCACUAAGGUGAUAGUGAUCUGACUGUGCUCAGUGAACUGCAGACUGGUUACUGGAGACUGGGGAAAUGGAGAUCAUUUCUUAAAGAUAUAUAUCUAUUUUUAAGAGAGCGGUGGAUUUAAUUAAUUUCUGUACAGCUAUGUCUGUUUCUUAAGUGGGUAAGCUUUUCUUAAAGGCUGAACUGGACUUGGCUCCAGCUUGUCAAACUUGAAUUUGCAGAAGAGGGGACACAACCAUGUGAAUACUGAGGCAUUACACAGAAUUUUAGAGAGGUUCUCUUUAACUUGAGUUUAAACUGGUGCAGUUCACAAGUUUGACUAACUUUGUGAUCUUGUUAAAACCAGCAUUCCCUAAGAGGACCCCAUUUCCUCCUUCACUGCUUACACUUUGCAGUAUGGGAUUUUCCUUCCUGAUUUUGCUCAGACUUCUUCUGCAGGUUUUGGGCUUGCCCUGUUCUGCAGCUGACAGAGGGAAGGGAUCAGAUUUGUUUUAUAGCUGCUCUGUGUGGGACUCCAGAGAGUUGAUGAUCACGAUGCAGGGGCCAGAGACAGUCCUGUGUCAUCCACCAGGAUGACAGUGCCCUUCUGAAGGACAGAAAUGAUACUUCUGAUAGCCACACUGGGGCUUGUGUUUGGUGUUUUCUUCCCAUUCUUUGAAACUUUUGGCUUUAGUUUUUAUAAUUGGCCAAAAUAAAGGAGAAGCAAUUUUAACCAUACAUAGCCUGCACUCAGGGCUGUGGUUGCUGCACAUGAGCUGACAUAUGUGUGUGGGAUGAGCCUUUGUGUGGUGUGAUCCAGUCUGGAGAAGCACUGUGCACUCUUCAGGAGGAAGCAGGUGUAGCCAGAUGUUUUCACUUGUUGCACCACACCUGAGUACAGGACAGCCUGUGUGACACUAGGCAGUGUUGGCAUUUGCUGUAGUCAGGUGAUGUUUUGCUGAGGGAUCAUCCAGGGAAGGUCUUACCCAGCAACUUGAGGAGUGUCUGCAGUGUUCUCUGAGGGCUGGGGCAUUGGGUGCUGUGUUUGUCUUGGUGGAGAGCUUCCUUUUGUGUGGCUUCCUCUGCCACUUCCAAAACUCAUGUCCCCGACUGUGAAAACCCUUCAGAGGGACUCAGUUUUUAUAGUGCACCUUGUAAAAAUAAAUGUAUCAACAUGGCAUUGCUAGGACUCAAAAAUUAGUAAUUUUUACCUUUUUAGUCCAGAAAUACUUGAAGGCUAUGUUUUUUUUUUUAAGCAAAAAAGUUAUUCUCGGGUACUCAUGAAUUAGUGUAAAAGGAGUGCAUUUAGUAAAGUUUUCACCCUCUCAGAAUUGUUCUUUAAGGACCCAACUGACUAAAUAUGAACCAAGUUCUUAGGUAACUUCAAAUAGUAAUUAUUUAUUUCAUAGUGAAAUGCUUGUCUCCAUGAAGCAUAGGACCUCUCUUAGGUACACAGGCAGGAGGUCAGACCUUGGCCUGCCCUUUGGGUCACUGAGCAGGCCAGGGAUGUGGGAUUCCUGCCCAUUUGUGGGUGCAGAAGCUCCUGUGAGUGUGGGAUGCACGGAAAGGCUGAGCAGCAUUUGAGGGACUGCAGGUGGGACUCCAGACACGUGGAUCAGGAGUGGGAUGGGGCAUCUCCCUGCCACAGCAUUUCAAACUGGCUGUGCUCUUACCAAGGUGUAGCUGGAAUAAUAGGGAAAUGUCAUAUAUGAAGGUUGUUAGCUCCACAUUGUGCAAUUCAUGCUUAAAAGCAGACUGCAUUAAAUAUUCUGUGGAUGGUGUUGG